Molecule: messenger RNA, 15381 nt
Organism: Coregonus sp. 'balchen'
Lineage: Eukaryota; Metazoa; Chordata; Actinopteri; Salmoniformes; Salmonidae
Source: the annotation of a GenBank genome assembly
ACCAUCAGCUACACCUGGACUCUCUACCUGGUCAACUCCUCCAGUAAGGUGGACACAGACGGUAAGACAUAGAUCCCUCACCAUACAGACUACAGCAGGAUAGGUCCCUAGACCAGUCCUUCUGAUGUGUAGAUCCAGCUAGGUGUAUAAUAAGAAAUCUAAAGGCCUCAAUUCCAAAUGAAUGGGAGAGACACAGGCCCUACACUACUCUUAUACAGUAGAGUGUGUCUGUGUGUAAUAAUGUGUUUAGAGUGAAGAGUGGGGUGUUAUAGUGUGUGUAUGUUAACCUCUCUCUCCAGUCCCCUUCUGUCACAGUGUGGAUCUGAGUAUUCCCUCCAACAUCAUUGGUGGCCCUACCUUUCCCCUGCCCCCAGCCCUGACUCUCACCCCUCCAUCAUCACCCCCCCACACACCCUCACCCACAGCCAGCAUGAUGUCCUCAUCCACAGAGAUAUCCUCAAAAAUGACAUCAUCAAACACAAACGCCGUAACAUCAAUCCCAGCCAGCUUGGUGACCGGUCUGGUGUCAUCAAACGGGAUAAGCCAUACUGAGAUACAAACUACAACCCCCACAACUCCCGGCCCAGUCCCCCUGUCUCCCUUACCCCCGCUGCCCACAAUCCCCCUGCCCCUCCCGUCCCCAUCACCUGGUGAUCGCCCCCAGAAACAGAGGUCACAGGGGUCAGUAGAACUUCAGAGAAUCAAUAGCACAGCUGGGAACAACCAAACACCAAACUACACCCCUCCAUUCCUCUCUUUACCAAACCACACUGUUUUGGCCAACCCUUCAAAAAACUCCUCCCCCGAGCCCAUCUCUGCUCCAAUCAGCUCCACUCCUGAUACACCUGAGCCAGGUAAGGGUUAAGAGUAACACAAUAAAACAUGUUAUCUUCUGCCGACUGCUUUUCUUUGAUAGGUUUCAUAGCUCUGAAAUAUGUUGGUGUAUAUUUUAAAGUAUAUUUUAUUUCAGACGUGGGAAGGUUUGACCCCGCAGGGCCCCCUUACCCCAUCUCAGAGUACCCUGUAGUUGUCUUUGACGACGGCAGAAUCCUUUACUCUGCCCCCCUCGGCCAGAGUGACAUCUUCGAGGAAUUCCCCAUCGAUCCCGAUUUUCCCGCUGACUACGACUUCCCUUUCCCCGUCCUGGAGAGUGGAGAUGUGAGCGGACGGCCUGGUAAGGAAGAUUAAGGAAAUAAAUGGAUAGAUGGAUGAGUGAGUGGGUGGAUGGAUGGAUGGAUAUAUUUACAUCUGAAUACACUUCUCUUAGUUUGGUCCUCUUUGUGUUGCAGUUGAGGGCUCCUCUUCUGGAGAGUCAGUCAGUGGUGGAGUGUUAGGACCCUUCCCUGGACCAGGUCAGUUAAGAGUUACUGAUAUUAUUGACAUACAGUACAUUAAAGUAGCAAACCAUUUCAGAUCCACAACUAAGGGACAUUGAAAAGUCCUAGAUGAAACAUGUUGCUGUUUUGUUUCAGGUCCCUCCACAGCAGAGACAAGCUGGGACCCCAAUGGGACACUAGGACCAUCAGGCAAUCAGACAGGCAGCUAUAACUUCACUGGUAAUGCCACGCAGAUUUAACUCAAUACCACUUUAUAUCAGUUGAUGUACAUAUUGGAUUGAAUAACAGAAGUAUUUUCUAUAGACUCAUACUUUUUCAGAGAUUAAGUUGUGAAUGUCUGUCCUACAGAUUAUAAUGUUCCCUUCCUGGGGAUAGAGGAGGGAGACCCAGGAGUGUCAGGGGGCAGACCAACAGGUAGGGCUCACCUGUCUUUGUGUGUGUGUAUUUGUGUGUGUGUGUUUGUGUGUGUUUGUGUGUGUUUACUGUUUGUGCUUGUGUUUAUACUGUGUGUUCUUGUAUGUUUAUCGUCAGGUGUGGGUGGUGGGAGCUCUGGGAGCUCAGAGGGAGACUCUGCUCCUGCUAUCCCAGGAUCAGGUGAGGAUGAGGGGAGUAACCUGAUGGACUCCAGCCCCUCCCUGGUGGUCCUUGACCCCACACUACUAGACCUGCCCAGAGAACUGUUAGAGCAGGAGCGGUUUGAGUCCUACACAUACACAGGUAAACAUCCAUCAGCACUCAAUACACUUACCUACUGCACUGUGCAAACUGUGUAUGUGCACAACAGUUUUCCAGUCUCAAUUCAAUUGUUUUGAUAGAUUGAAUGUACAUUGUUGUACCUGAUCACCUGUUGUAUUUGCCUCUAGGAAUCUCCUCUGCUCUCAUUAUGUUCAGACCCUUCACUCUGAGAGCAGGAAGCAGAUAUAUGUUAGAGGUCACAGCUAGUGAGUAAGGAGGAUCAAUUGACUAAUGUAUUGAUUUACUGAUUGCUUUUUAAUACAUUUCUCACUCCCUUUAUCUGUUGAUCAAAGUGUGUGUCCUUGUUUCCUGUUAUGAACUCAGACUCCCAUGAUGCAGUACUGGGGCGGACUCAGCUGUUCCUGUCCACUAGCCCCACCCCCCGAGGGAUGACCUGUCAGGUGCAGCCUAGCAGCGGCCUCGAGAUACACACACACUUCAGCAUCUUCUGCACCUCUGGGAAAGAGGUACACAUACAUUCUAACCAACAGCAGUAGUACUGUAUUUAUCUCCAUCACCAUGUACAGUUGAAGUCGGAAGUUUACAUACACCUUAGCCAAAUACAUUUAAACUCAGUUUUUCACAAUUCCUGAAAUUUAAUCCUAGUACAAAUUCCCUGUCUUAGGUCAGUUAGGAUCACCACUUUAUUUUAAGAAUGUGAAAUGUCAGAAUAAUAGUAGAGAGUGAUUUAUUUCAGAUUUUAUUUAUUUCAUCACAUUCCCAGUGGGUAAGAAGUUUACAUACACUCAAUUAGUAUUUGGUAGCAUUGCCUUUAAAUUGUUUAACUUGGGUCAAACGUUUCGGCUAGCCUUCCACAAGCUUCCCACAAUAAGUUGGGUGAAUUGUGGCCCAUUUUGGCACAAAUUUUCAAUAGGAUUGAGGUCAGGGCUUUGUGAUGGCCACUUCAAUACCUUGACUUUGUUGUCCUUAAGCCAUUUUGCCACAACUUUGGAAGUAUGCUUGGGGUCAUUGUCCAUUUGGAAGACCCAUUUGCGACCAAGCUUUAACUUCCUGACUGAUGUCUUGAGAUGUUGCUUCAAUAUAUCCACAUAAUUGUCCUUCCUCAUGAUGUCAUCUAUUUUGUGAAGUGCACCAGUUCCUCCUGCAGCAAAGCACCCCCACAGCAUGAUGCUGCCACCCCUGUGCUUCACGGUUGGGAUGGUGUUCUUCGGCUUGCAAGCGUUCCCCUUUUUCCUCCAAACAUAACGAUGGUCAUUAUGGGCAAACAGUUAUAAUAUUGUUUCAUCAGAGCAGAGGACAUUUCUCAGAACAGUACGAUCUUUGUCCCCAUUUGCAGUUGCAAACUGUAGUCUGGCUUUUUUUAUGGUGGUUUUGGAGCAGUGGCUUCUUCCUUGCUGAGCGGUCUUUCAGGAUAUGUCGAUAUAGGACUUGUUUUACUGUGGAUAUAGAUACUUUUGUACCUGUUUCCUCCAGCAUCUUCACAAGGUCCUUUGCUGUUGUUCUGGGAUUGAUUUGCACUUUUCGCACCAAAGUACGUUCAUCUCUAGGAGACAGAACGCGUCUCCUUCCUGAGCGGUAUGACGGCUGCGUGGUCCCAUGGUGUUUAUACUUGCGUACUAUUGUUUGUACAGAUGAACGUGGUACCAUCAGGCGUUUGGAAAUUUCUCCCAAGGAUGAACCAGACUUGUGGAGGACUACCAUUUUUUUUCUGAGGUCUUGGCUGAUUUCUUUUGAUUUUCCCAUGAUGUCAAGCAAAGAGGCACUGAGUUUGAAGGUAGGCCUUGAAAUACAUCCACAGGUACACCUCCAAUUGACUCAAAUGAUGUCAAUUAGCCUAUCAGAAGCUUCUAAAGCCAUGACAUCAUUUUCUGGAAUUUUCCAAGCUGUUUAAAGGCACAGUCAACUUAGUGUAUGUAAACUUCUGACCCACUGGAAUUGUGAUACAGUGAAUUAUAAGUGAAAUAAACUGUCUGUAAACAAUUGUUGGAAAAAUUACUUGUGUCAUGCACAAAGUAGAUGUCCUAACCGACUUGCCAAAGCUAUAGUUUGUUAACAAGACAUUUGUGGAGUGGUUGAAAAACAAGUUUUAUUGACUCCAACCGAAGUGUAUGUAAACUUCCGACUUCACCUGUAACUGAUGUGUGUACUGUGUGUGGUUUAGGACCUGCUGUAUGAGUACAGUUUCAGUAUAGGAAACAGCCCUCCUAAGAUCCUGUACCAAGGAAGAGACUUUCAGUACUACUUCAACCUGCCCUCUGGAGACCCUCAGGAUGACUAUAAAGGUAUAUUAAAACCCUUUCCUGCUGUCAAAUGACCUAGUGGCCUCAUGGGUGGAAUGUUAUGUCAUAUUUUCAUAAUUAAUAAACAUUAUUUUUUUAAACCCGCCGAAUAUCCAGUGUUUCUAUGUCAGAGGGUUUUGUUAUAUUUCAGUCUUCUGUGAUGUACAGAAUGUAAAGUGUAAUAUUGGGAUGCAAACUCAAAAUGUAAUACAUUUCAACUCUAUAUCUGACAUGGUACAGGUGUCUUCUUUCUGUUAAGCCCAUAACCAUGUGUGUGAGGUGUAUACUUUUGUUUCAAAGUAGAUUUGUUUAAGACUACAAAGAGACACUCUGUGUGACCCUGAUUUAGUCCACUGCAAUAAAAGGUUAACUCUUAUUAAUUUAUUAUACUGUCCAGAGAGGAAUAUAGCAGUCACUCACAUUGUUUUGAAUUUCAUAUCUUUAUUGACACUGUGUCCCUGUGUUCCAGUCACUAUCUAUACAGAGGUCCGGAACAGGUUUGGAGCAGCAACUAUACCCUGUCCUGUAACCGUCACAGUCCACCCCAGCUUCAUCAGGAACACCUCCUCUAACUACAACCCUGAUAUGGAACUGUAAGACUGACUGACUGGUUGACUGACUGACUGGUUGACUGACUGGUUGGCUAACUGACUGGUUGACUGACUGACUGACUGGUUGAUUGACUGACUGGUUGACUGACUGGUUGGCUAACUGACUGGUUGACUGACUGACUGACUGGUUGACUGACUGACUGGUUGACUGACUGGUUGGCUAACUGACUGGUUGACUGACUGGUUGACUAACUGACUGGCUGACUGACUGAAUGACUGGUUGACUGACUGACUGACUAGUUGACUGACUGACUAGUUGACUGACUGACUGACUGGUUGACUGACUGACUGACUGAUUGACUAACUGACUGGUUAACUGACUGACUGGUUGACAGACUGACUGACUAGUUGACUGACUGACUGAUUGAUUGGUUGAUUGGUCAUUUGUUUGAUUGAUUUGAGGCCUCUCUCUCUCUUUCUCUGUCUCUCUCUGUGUAGUUUUGAGUCAGGUCUGAGGAACCUGUCUGGUCUGGUCCAGUUGGGGAACAGUGUAGAGAUCCGUAACUACAUCAUCCUCCUGUCCAGCGUCCUCAACAGACUCAGCCAGGACCCCACAGCCAACACACACACUCAGACACACACACGCACCACACUCAUCAACGCUGUGUGUCAGCUCGACAUCAAUGACCAGGUACACACACUCGCACACACGCACACACACACACACAGACACACACUCAAAGUAGAGUGUCUAGUAACGAUCAGUUAUUGUGUGUGUCUCUAGGGGUCCAUGAUAGAUAACAUCUACAUGCUCAAAGACCUGAUGCACCUCACCCACCAGGUAAGAGACCCUUUGCAUUGGGUCAAAGCUUUAUAUGGCUCUGCAUAUAGAUGUAUGCAGGAUAGAUGUAUAAUACAUUAUGUAUUAACAGUGUUUUGUUGUCCCAGGUAUCGUUGUCCAGUGCCAGUGUGGUGGUCGUGGGUCAUGUAUAGGCUAUAAGAUGAUAGAUGUAUACAAUAUGUAUUAACAGUGCGUUGUUGUCCCAGGUAUCGUUAGCCAGUGCCAGUGUGGUGGUGGGUCAUGUCCAGUCCAUCUCAGACCUGUUCCACCAGCCUACUUUUGCUGUUCCCUACAUACUGGACAGCUGGACCCUUAACACUCUGGUCACACUGCUGUCAUACAGCCUGCAGGCCACCCCCACUACUGAUGAUGUCAGACAAGACCAGGCCACUGCUGAUGAUGUCAUACAGGCCACGCCUACCCUCAAAGAGCAGGCCAUACAACUCACGACUGACAGUCUGCAGACUACUGCUCAAUUACUACUGGUGAGAUACACACACACACACACACACUCUCUCUCUCUCUUUCUCCCUCUCUCCUUUCUCUCUCUCUCUGACUCUCCUCUCUGUGUUGUAGAAAUACGUCCUGUUCAAUAAGACCCAGCAGCACAACGUGACCACUAGUGUCAUGGACCUACAGACCACUCACCACGACCACGGUCUAACCACGGUCAUCAGCUCUGGCUCGGCCACCUUCUACCUGCCUGACUCCCUGGACUUGGUCCUGUACGGUCGUAGAGGGAGAGAGACCGCAGAUGGACCACAGAGUCUCUGUGUCCUCAGCCAGCUGACCACGUUCACACACAACCUCUACUUCUGGACCAAGACACCUGAACUGGUGAGAUACACACACACUUUACAUCAAGAAGAUGAUUAUGAUGAUGAUGAAGGUGAUGAUGAUGUGUGUCUUUCAGCUGAGUGGGCCAGUGAUUGACCUGACUCUGUACAACUGCAGCACAAGGAGAGAGAUUCCAGUACGCUCGCUCUCCCAACCAAUCAACAUUGAGUUCCCCAAAACACCUAGAAACGUACGCAUUCACUUUCUGUUUGGGUUGAUGGACAGAUUGCCUGUGUGUGUGUGUGUAUGUGUGUGUACGUAUGUGUGUGUGUGUGUGUGUGACCUUUCAUCUUCCCUCUCCCCAGGUAAGUUCUGUAUCCGAGUUCACUCUCCUGCGAAGCCAGGUGAACUACCACAGUUUCAACAUUACCCAGCAGGCCGUGCAGGAGGCCAUACUGGUCAGUGUGGAGUUCACACGGCCGCCCAACAAGACCUUUCCCAUCAUGCUCCUCUUCAGGUGUGUACAGGCCUUUGAGUACAGCUUCAAACAUUCCGUUUUAGAAUAGACCAUUUCCUCAAUUUCCCUAUUUUGCCAGUUAAUUGUGUGUGUGUGGGUUCUCAGGAUGUUUGAGAGGCCGACCCCCAGCUUGCAUCACAUCCACAGCAUCUAUCACUGGGACGGAAACACCACUCACAUCACCCUGCCUCCAUCAUACCUCAAUGGUUAGUCUCUUAUCUCUCUCUCUCUCUGUCUCUCUCUCUCUCACUCUCUCCCCCACUUUCUCUCUCCCUGUCUCAAUCUCUGUCUAUUUCUCGCUCUCUCUCAUCAACCCCCACUGUCUCUCUCCCUCUCUCCCUUGUCUCAUUUGUCAUAUCACAUCAUCUGUUUUUCAUUGUUUAUAAUUGAAAGUACAUUCCCUUUUUGUUUAGUCACUGUGAUUGGAUGCUAAUGCUUCCUGUAACAUGAGGAUGAUAAAGUGUUUCUUAUGUUCUGUUCAGCUGCAGGGACAGGCUACCUGGCUCUACUCAAUGCUGACUACAAAAAGACCCCUAGACACAAGUAAGUCAACACCUGGUUUAUAACAACAUCAUCAUCUUAUUAUUAUUAUUUUACUUAAAUGACCAUAUAAAAUGUUAUAAUUUCUAUUUAACUUCCAUUGCCCUCCAAGAGCAGCUGAAUAUCAUACACACAUCCAUUUUGUUCCUAAGUGUCCUGUUUCCUCUAUGUACAGUGGGGAAAAAAAGUAUUUAGUCAGCCACCAAUUGUGCAAGUUCUCCCACUUAAAAAGAUGAGAGAGGCCUGUAAUUUUCAUCAUAGGUACACGUCAACUAUGACAGACAAAGUGAGAUUUUUUUUCUCCAGAAAAUCACAUUGUAGGAUUUUUUAUGAAUUUAUUUGCAAAUUAUGGUGGAAAAUAAGUAUUUGGUCAAUAACAAAAGUUUCUCAAUACUUUGUUAUAUACCCUUUGUUGGCAAUGACACAGGUCAAACGUUUUCUGUAAGUCUUCACAAGGUUUUCACACACUGUUGCUGGUAUUUUGGCCCAUUCCUCCAUGCAUAUCUCCUCUAGAGCAGUGAUGUUUUGGGGCUGUCGCUGGACAACACGGACUUUCAACUCCCUCCAAAGAUUUUCUAUGGGGUUGAGAUCUGGAGACUGGCUAGGCCACUCCAGGACCUUGAAAUGCUUCUUACGAAGCCACUCCUUCGUUGCCCGGGCGGUGUGUUCACUCAAAAUCUCACGAUACAUGGCCCCAUUCAUUCUUUCCUUUACACGGAUCAGUCGUCCUGGUCCCUUUGCAGAAAAACAGCCCCAAAGCAUGAUGUUUCCACCCCCAUGCUUCACAGUAGGUAUGGUGUUCUUUGGAUGCAACUCAGCAUUCUUUGUCCUCCAAACACGACGAGUUGAGUUUUUACCAAAAAGUUCUAUUUUGGUUUAAUCUGACCAUAUGACAUUCUCCCAAUCCUCUUCUGGAUCAUCCAAAUGCACUCUAGCAAACUUCAGACGGGCCUGGACAUGUACUGGCUUAAGCAGGGGGACACGUCUGGCACUGCAGGAUUUGAGUCCCUGGCGGCGUAGUGUGUUACUGAUGGUAGGCUUUGUUACUUUGGUCACAGCUCUCUGCAGGUCAUUCACUAGGUCCCACUGUGUGGUUCUGGGAUUUUUGCUCACCGUUCUUGUGAUAAUUUUGACCCCACAGGGUGAGAUCUUGCGUGGAGCCCUAGAUCGAGGGAGAUUAUCAGUGGUCUUGUAUGUCUUCCAUUUCCUAAUAAUUGCUCCCACAGUUGAUUUCUUCAAACCAAGCUGCUUACCUAUUGCAGAUUCAGUCUUCCCAGCCUGGUGCAGGUCUACAAUUGUGUUUCUGGUGUCCUUUGACAGCUCUUUGGUCUUGGCCAUAGUGGAGUUUGGAGUGUGACUGUUUGAGGUUGUGGACAGGUGUCUUUUAUACUGAUAACAAGUUCAAACAGGUGCCAUUAAUACAGGUAACGAGUGGAGGACAGAGGAGCCUCUUAAAGAAGAAGUUACAGGUCUGUGAGAGCCAGAAAUCUUGCUUGUUUGUAGGUGACCAAAUACUUAUUUUCCACCAUAAUUUGCAAAUAAAUUCAUUAAAAAUCCUACAAUGUGAUUUUCUGGAUUUUUUUUUCUCAAUUUGUCUGUCAUAGUUGACAUGUACCUAUGAUGAAAAUUACAGGCCUCUCUCAUUUUUUUAAGUGGGAGAACUUGCACAAUUGGUGGCUGACUAAAUACUUUUUCCCCCCCACUGUAGGUACAUGAGCAGACAGGUGAACUACACCUUGAGACUGGAGACCAGCCAGUGUCUGUCCUGGGACCACCAGCAGGGCUGGACACACACUGGCUGCACACCUCAACUAGGACUGACCUCACACACCAGGGUCAACUGCAGGUAACACACACACACUCACUCACUCUCACACACACACACACACACACACACACACACACACACACACACACACACACACACACACACACACAACACACACACAUUCUGUAUACAUGGAUGCAAACACACACACACACACACACACUGUGAGUCACCUGUGUGUGUUCCAGCUGUAGCCACUUGAGCCCAUUGACCAUGGUCCAGCAGGACAUCCAGAGCAGCCAUGACGACUCAGCAGACCUGGCCCAGUUCAUCAGGUCAGUCAGACCACAGGGUGGCGACCAUCUUUGCUUAGCCCCGUGGGUUAUGGGAUUUGUAGUUUCAAGGAUCACAGAGAAGGAAGUAUGAGUGUCCAACUUAAUUAUGGUAUUUGGUAUUUUGCCAUAAUGUCUCUCUUUCUCUUUUCCCCUCAUCAACCCCUCCCUCUUUCACUCUCUCUCUCUCUCUUUCUCUCUCUCUUCUCCCUCUUUCUCCCUCCCCAUCUCUCUUCCAUCAGUCUCCCCAGUGAUGUGACGGUGGUGUGUGUGUGUGUGGUGUGUGUGUGUCUGUAUGCCCUUGGCAUGGUGGUGUGUAAGAGAGCUGACCUCAUCUUAGAGAGGAACCAGGGAGUCUACUACCUGUCUGAUAACGGUCCUUCAGACACACAUCUCUACUCUGUUACUAUACACACCGGUCUCCGCUCCUCAACCAGCAUGACCGCCAAGGUACAGUACCCUUUUUCCAGAACACUCCCUCUCCCCAUACUCUCUCCUUCCCUCUCUCCCUCCCUCUCUCCUGUCCCAUUAUCUGCUCUGUCCUUUACCAUUGUCCUCCCCUCUCCCUCUCUCACCCAAUUGGUUUGACACAGAUUCUGUAAUUCUCUCCCCUCCCUUUGCCCUCAUUGGCCCUCAGAUCUCUAAGAGCAUAGGAUAGGUGGAAGCAAUAUACUAAACGCUCCACCUUUAUCAAGGAUGCAGCAGUUAGGAUUGUUGUCACUUUACAUCACUGAUGGUAAAAUGUAAAUGAUGCAAAGAGUGUCAUCUGGCUUUUAUAAUGCUUAUUUAUUGGUUAGAGAGGAACAUUGGGGUCUUUAACCCCAGAACUGUUCACAUCAGAAAGUUGAGCAUGGUGCAUUGUAGCAUGGUGCUGCCUUCACAUACAGAUGUAGGAUCUUAACUUGAACUAGUUUUCUACGGCAGGAUAUUAACCCCGCAGCAACAGGAAAUGUGAAUUGUUAUGUGGAUUAUAAUUAAUGGUCAUUUUUGUAGGGGUUAAUACAUUUUUCGUAAGGGACAUUUCAAAGUGGAAAUGACAAAUUUCAGAUGCCUUUUUAGACCUCAAAUGCACUACAAGUUUAACAUUUCCUGUAUUGCAGGAAAGUUCUCCUGCAACAGGGUGAUCAAACGCCUCUCCCCUAUUUGACCUAGAUAGUUUGUGUGUAUGUAUUGAUAUGUAGGCUACGCGUGCAUUUUGUAAAAAAAAUAGAUGUUUAUGUAGUUCUGUCCUUGAGCUGUUGUCUAUUAAUGUUCUGUAUUAUGUCAUGUUUCAUGUUUUGUGUGGACCCCAGGAAAAGUAGCUGCUGCUUUUGCAACAGAUAAUGGAGAUCCUAAUAAAAUACCAAAAAUUAAGAUCCUACAUCUGUAGGGAAGAGAAGGAAGCCACUGAAGGUUUUGUGGUUAUUAUUACUAUCAUAGAGCCCCUGGCCUGAGGGGAGACGCAUGUAGACCACACCCCCUCCUCCAGCUCUAGAUUAGAUUAGAUUAGACAUUAAACGGGUGUCCUGACUCUUUGUGAUCACUAAAGAUCCCAUGGCACUUAUCGUAUGGCACUUAUUUUUGUUUAAUAAUAAUACCUGUCCUUUUAUCCUUAUGUUUUGGUGUGUCGGUCUCUGUGUGUAUGUGCCACCUGAAUGUGUAGUACUGUCUUUUACCCUUAUAUCUCAUUCAGACACAGGCACAGACAGACAUGCAUACACAAACCCGUGUGCAAAUACACACACUUGUGUGCAAAAACCUGUAUUUAUAAAGUUACUAUUACAACAUUUUCACCUCAUUACAUACAUUUUCCUGAGCAAACCUAGCAGAAUUGUCUGAUGUGUAUGUUUGUGUGUGUGUCAGGUCCAUAUUGUGCUGUAUGGGGAGGAUGGGGCGUCACAGACCAGACAACUGUAUGUCCCAGAAUGCCCUCUGUUCAGAAGGAACUCCAGGAACACCUUUAUACUGAGGUACGAAACAACAUUACAGCUACAGUAUCAGCCUGUACAAUGCACUACUAUACAUCUCUGUUUUUGUUUACUAUGAGAACCGUUGUGUCAUCAGUCAGCCCAGCCAGCCCAGCCAGCAUGUGAAACCCUCCUUAGCAGCUGUAGCCACAGAGACAGAGACACCCCCCGUACUAAUACCAUGUCACUGUUUAUGUGUGUCUCUCUGUAGUACUGUAGACAGUCUGGGCCCUCUGUGGGGGCUGAACCUGUGGCAUGAUAACACUGGCCCCUCCCCCACCUGGUACCUCAGACAGGUGGAGGUGUGUGAGGUGAAGGGCAAGGGGCGGAGAUGGCUGUUCCUAGGCCAGUGCUGGUUGGCUGUUGACGAGGGUGACGGACAGGUGGAGAGGAGACUCAGGGUCUGUGAUCAGGGGCCAGGAUUCACCAAGGUAACACACCUGCAUGCACACAUGUACACAAACGUCACACGCACGCAUGUGCACACACGCAUACACACACGUGUGCACACACACCACACACACACCAACAAUUGAUUCCCAUUCAAAAUUCUAUUUUCCCUAUACCCUAAACCUAACCCUAACUUCUAACCCUAAACCUAACAACCCAUAACCCUAAUUCUAACCCUAAUUCUAACUAAGACUAAAAUAGAUUUUUUACAAGUGAUGACUGGUGAUUCUCGUGAGGACAUCUGGGACUCACAAGUAUAGUAAAACGUGAACACACACAAACACACAAACUCAUUGUCUAAUGAUGUUCUUAUGUCAUGUGCUCGUAAUAUGUUAUUUUGUCAUGUGUUGUUAUGUCAUGUGUUUGUUUGUGUAGCUACUGUAUCUGAAGCUGUCAGAGUACCUGUCAGACUUCCACCUGUGGUUGUCUGUGUACAGUGGUCCCUCCCCUAGCAUGUUCACUCACACACAACGUCUCAGUUUGUGUCUGCUGCUGCUGCUGGGGUACAUGAGUGUCAACACUUUACUGAUAUCAGGCCUCGAAGACCAAGUGAGUCAAUCAAUCAAUCAAUCAAUCAAUCAAUCAAUCAUCAAUCAAUCAAUCAAUCAAUCAAUCAAUCUGUCAUUGGCAACUACACUACCCAUAAUGCUGUGUGUUGUUCCAGUACACCUCAGAGCUGGGCAUUAUCGACGUGUCUGCCGUUUCCCUAACGACGGGGUUGCUCAGCGCGCUGGCUGUGUUGCCCGUAGCGACUGCGCUGUCCUUCCUGUUCCGUCAGCGUGAGGUCAGAGUAAAGAGGUCAGAGGUCAAACAGGACAUGGUCCGACUGCCAGACAUCUACUCUAUAGAAGGUAGAACACACACACACACACACAAACACAAACGCAAGCACUCACUAUGGCCUACUAUGGUUCUUUCUUGUGGGUGGUUGAGAACAGGUGAAAGUGAGGGAGUCAAGUGAUAGAUCUCUGCUCUCUCUCUCUCUCUAUCUCUCUGUCUCUCUCUUUCCCCCAAGCUGAUGCACUGAUCGUGAGUGACUGUGUGUUUGAGUCCUAUCUCUCCUGGAACAAUCUGCAGCAGUGGGCACAGGAGGCCUGGAGGAAGAAAUAUGAGGUGACACGCUCUUCCUGUUCUUACACACAUUUGGGAAAAUAUGCGUUUGGCUUCUAUUAGAUUUACAUCUUACCUCUUAGACAUUCUAUUCGUUGACUUAAUAUUAGGUAUCAUGUCCCUCUCUCUAUCUCUCAUCUCCCAGGGCUCAGUGCCGAAUAGGGAUCUGGUUACUCAAAGAGGAGACCUGGGAAUCUGGAGCAGUCAGGAUCUGGUAAGGGAUCUGCUGACCGAGGAGAAAGUCUCCUCAGACUGCAACUCCAUUGGUUUUGAGGAUGGUGUCGCCCACGACAACAGCUUGCUUGGCAGGUUGCUAGGCAACAAUGUCCCAGACAACAACAGCAUUCGCAAGGAGAGGGAUCGUAACCUCAACGAUAGCCCCAAACUUCUGGGCAACAACCAGGUGGGCACCAGUACCAGCAGAUGCUUAGGGGGAAGGCUCAACCCUCUACCCCGCUGGAGUCACCUCCUAGCCUGGGUACUGUGUUUGGCCCUGGGCCUCUCCUCUCUGGUGGUCAUUGUCGUCUUGGGGAUCAGGUUAGUACAUAAGACAAGGUAGUCAUCAUACUGUAUUAUAGAGAGAUACAAAUGAUUACAAGCGAUACACAUGGUACAAGUUAUUUACCAGGGCGUUAUUGUUUGUGUGUGCGUGUGCGUGUGCGUGCGUGUGUUUAUGUGUGUGGUGUAUGGUCUGUGUGUGCAUAUGUUAGGUUCAGCAGCAGUAAGACUUUACUGUGGAUCCAUUCCCUCUUCUUCUCCCUGCUCUCCUGCGUCUUCAUCAUCCAGCCAGCCAUGGUAAACUAAACACAAACAACAAAACACAAACCGAACCUAGCAUGAACCACAACUUAACCCAAACCCAAAUAUAAAGCUAAUCUUACCAAACCAAAAGUGGUUGCCGUCAAUAAUUUACUAUUCACUUACUCAGAAAAACAUUGAUGGAAUUGGUCUGUUUGAUUUUCUGCACUAGAUCCUUGCCAUGGCUGUGGUGGUCUCCUUCUGGCGCAGGAAGCGUCCAGACUUCUCCAGUUUCUCAGGAGCUACUGGGUUUCAGGCAGAAACUCUGAAACUGUGGACCCAAGAUGGCUCCUGUGUCCCAGAGCUCUUCAUGCUCAGCCCUCCUCAUCAGCCCCAGGAGAGAUGCUCACACUUUGACAGGGUAACAACAUCAUCCUACUCUAACAGACAAUCAACUGCUCUGGUUUUAUUCCGUAUUAUUGAAGAAGAUAUUAAGAAAUGUAUUUGCUGUGAUAUUGACAGGUGCUGGCGGCCCGUCAGAGAGCUCGGUAUCUGCGUCUGGUACGCCCGCCCACUUCUGGGGAGCUGAGGAGGACAGGGGGGAGGAAGAGGAGAGAAACACUCAUCCGCAAAACACUCAGGUGUGUGUGCCUGCGUAUAUAUGUGUGUGUUUCUGACCCAGUCUGUUCCCUCCAUAGGGAGAUGGCAGUGUGUUUUUGACCCAGUCUGUUCCCUCCAUAGGGAGAUGGCAGUGUGUUUCUGACCCAGUCUGUUCCCUCCAUAGGAAGAUGGCAGUGUGUUUCUGACCCAGUCUGUUCCCUCCAUAGGGAGAUGGCAGUGUGUUUCUGACCCAGUCUGUUCCCUCCAUAGGGAGAUGGCAGUGUGUUUCUGACCCAGUCUGUUCCCUCCAUAGGGAGAUGGCAGUGUGUUUCUGACCCAGUCUGUUCCCUCCAUAGGGAGAUGGCGGUGUGUUUCUGACCCAGUCUGUUCCCUCCAUAGGGAGAUGGCAGUGUGUUUCUGACCCAGUCUGUUCCCUCCAUAGGGAGAUGGCAGUGUGUUUCUGACCCAGUCUGUUCCCUCCAUAGGGAGAUGGCAGUGUGUUUCUGACCCAGUCUGUUCCCUCCAUAGGGAGAUGGCAGUGUGUUUCUGACCCAGUCUGUUCCCUCCAUAGGGAGAUGGCAGUGUGUUUCUGACCCAGUCUGUUCCCUCCAUAGGAAGAUGGGCAGUGUGUUUCUGACCCAGUCUGUUCCCUCCAUAGGAAGAUGGCAGUGUGUUUCUGACCCAGUCUGUUCCCUCCAUAGGAAGAUGGCAGUGUGUUUCUGACCCAGUCUGUUCCCUCCAUAGGGAGAUGGCAGUGUGUUUCUGACCCAGUCUGUUCCCUCCAUAGGAAGAUGGCGGUGUGUUUUUCCAUGCUAUUCCUCCUACUGUGUGUAACCUAUGGCAGCUCGUCUAGAGACCAGUACCACCUCAACCAUGCUGUCCGAACACAGUUCACCAGG